UGUGCUUGUCUCUCUCAUACUCCGCUCUACAAAGUUUGGCGAGCCAUAUCCUUCUGCAAUCAAACAGCAAAGAUCUAACAUCGUUUCGCUCAGCAUAAUUUCCAUAUUUUACAGACACAAAAAAAAGAACAGAAGGAACUAAUAUCCAGAGGCCAUAGGCAUAUGCUGGUAGCCCCAUUAUCUCCUUUUCUUUAGGUGGUCAAGCAUAACCAAAUAUGGAAGGCACCCCGGUUGAAAUUUUCAAAGAAGACAAGUGCCUCACGGCGCUCGUCGAAGACUGUUAUAUGAAUGCUACUUCGCAGUCUGGAUACCCAGAAGGUCACAAUCUGACUUUUGACUCUGACUGGGAAGAGGAUCCCAUGUCCCCAAUCAUCCCCAUCAUCACAGCUGUGUACUCCGUGGUGUUCGUGGUGGGCCUGGUGGGCAACUGCCUCGUCAUGUACGUUAUCAUCAGGUAUACAAAGAUGAAGACAGCUACCAACAUUUACAUCUUCAACCUGGCUCUGGCCGACGCCCUGGUCACCACGACGAUGCCUUUCCAGAGUACUGACUACCUGUUGAACUCGUGGCCGUUUGGCGAGGUGGUGUGUAAGGUGUUCAUCUCCAUCGACUACUACAACAUGUUUACCAGCAUCUUCACCCUGACCAUGAUGAGUGUGGACCGCUAUGUCGCCGUCUGCCACCCGGUCAAGGCCCUGGACUUCCGGACGCCGAUCAAAGCCAAGAUCAUCAACAUAUGUAUCUGGAUGCUGUCCUCUGCAGCAGGGGUACCAGCACUGUUACUGGGUGGCACCCAGUCCAACAAUGGAACCACGGAGUGUGCCUUGCAGUUCCCGGAACCGUACGUGUACUGGGACACCUUGAUGAAGGUCUGUGUGUUUGUGUUUGCCUUCGUGGUGCCCGUGCUCAUCAUCACCGUGUGUUACACCCUCAUGGUGCUGCGACUCAAGAGCGUGCGUCUCCUCUCGGGCUCCCGGGAAAAGGACCGGCAGCUGCGGCGCAUCACCCGCCUGGUCAUGGUGGUGGUCGUGGUGUUCGUAGUGUGCUGGACGCCCAUCCACAUCUUCAUCCUGGUCAAGGCGCUGGUGAGCGUGCCCGAGACCACCGCCGUCAUGGCCGCCUACUUCUUCUGCGUGGCGCUGGGCUACACCAACAGUAGCCUCAACCCCGUCCUCUAUGCCUUCCUGGAUGAGAACUUCAAGAGGUGCUUCAAGGACUUCUGCCUGCCUAAAAAGCUGAAGGGGGACAAUGCCUCAGGGAAGAACAACAGGAGCACCGUGAGGGGAGGAAGGGAGGCCCCACUUCCACUGGAGAACCCAGAUGGGACUAGAAAGCCGGCAUGACUAGCCAUGGAGAUGUCUUCCAUUUCCCGCGUUGGAAAGGAAGACUCCAAUGAUCUGGGCCUAACCCAGGUGACAUCAGGAAUGUAAGCACACACAACAAUGCUAAUUUAGAUGACUGGUGUUUGUUCCAUUUGUUUUACUGUUAGGCCCAAAUCAAUGGUCCGAUUCCUCACACUUAGAAAAGGAUAUAUCAUUAUUCUUUGAUGUCAAAUUUAUUUGCACACAUCAAGAGGGGGGAAAAACAUUCCACAUGCCAACUAUAGGACACACUUGAAAAUGAUAAGAACCUAUAUUAUCUCAGUUUUACUGUGUUCCUUCAUAGUUACUUGUUAUGCUGACUCUGCAUCUGCACAGUUCUAAUUGGUUUGCAAGAUGCAACAUCCUCCUUCUAGCCUCUGCCAUUCAAUGAAAUAGUUAUCCUUGUCAAAACAUCAAUAAUGAUUGGGGAAGCGCUUUAAAGGGGCAACCUGGGAUUGGCACAUCCAUCUAUUUUUGCCAUAUCUGUCUCUACCAACCAAUGUGUAUGUGGUGCAGAGAUCUAUUACCUCCUUUGGGAGUGGGGCACCCUUAUGGGUGGCAGGUAGAACAAGGCAGUUAACCCACUGUUCUUAGGCCGUCAUUGAAAAUAAGAAAAGAAAAUGGCAUGAUAACACAAAAACCUUUGUAUUUUUCAAGUCAAAACCAAUUUGAUUUGUCACAUGCGCCAAAUACAACAGGUCUAUGUAUACCUUACAGUGAAAUGCUUACGUACAAGCCCUUAAUCAAGAAAAUACCUAAAAAAAGUAAGAGAUAAACAAAUAUUUAAAGUAAAUAACAAUAGUGGGACUAUAUACAGGGGGCACCGGUACAGAGUCAAUGUGCGGGGGCACCGGUGUCGAAGUAAUAUGUACAUGUAGGUAGAGUUAUUAAGGUAACUAUGCAUAGAUAAUAACAGAG
Messenger RNA from Oncorhynchus keta (chum salmon), 2279 nucleotides. Its product is annotated as delta-type opioid receptor-like. The record is from RefSeq and is a predicted model, not a curated record. The coding region runs from base 216 to 1343 and encodes 375 amino acids. NCBI's taxonomy places the organism in Eukaryota, Metazoa, Chordata, Actinopteri, Salmoniformes, Salmonidae. Gene Ontology annotation, molecular function: neuropeptide binding; dynorphin receptor activity. The transcript has 4 exons. Gene Ontology annotation, biological process: sensory perception of pain; neuropeptide signaling pathway; G protein-coupled opioid receptor signaling pathway. Gene Ontology annotation, cellular component: membrane; neuron projection.